AUGGACGUAUCUGUGUGGAUGAUAAUUAUGCUUGUCUUGCAACGUGACAUUUGUUGUCAUCAUGCUGCAUGGAGAUAUUUUCGGGAUAUGAUAUCGGGCAUCUCUAGGUGCUUUUUUUUUUUGAAGCAUUCAAUACAAUAGAAGCCAUGCAGCUUGAAUUUCCUAUGGCUCAUGUUUUUUUAAUGCAAUUCCUACGGCUCCUAUUAUAGCGGCAAUGAAGCACCUUGUACUAGUUCUUAUGAAACUUGCUUGAUCCUUGUUACGCAAGGCAUUAUCUGGCUGUGCAUCAGACUGUUCUGGUUGCCAGCCUUCCAUUUUUCCUCCGUUCUUCUCCCCAAAAAGAGAACCAUCUUUCCACAUAUAUUAUUUUCAAAAGAAAUCCUCUCCCUCCAUCAUCUGCCCUUUCUAGGGCUAUUUUCGUCAAAUUGAAUCGAUCAUUUCAACGGGGACCAAUUCCCAGGCCCCAGUCCUUCUGUAGUCUCUGCCCUCUCUCAUUAUCCAUCCACAAACCCGAUCUAUCUCCCCAAUCUUUCCUUCUUUCAUAUACUUCUUGUCGUCCCCGCGGUUCACAUUUCUCUCCUCUCCUUCCCUCACUCCUCGUUCUCUCCUUCUCCCAGCUGUCAUAACUUUAUGGACCUCGUCCCCUACUCAUCCCCAGACCCUAAGGUCCCUAACCCUAGCAAUCCCUCCUGGUCCGAGAUGUUCCGCUCCGCCUCCCUCCGCCGCCCCCCGGACCCUCCCCCUUCCCCCCCUCGCAUCCCGGAAUCCUCCCCCGACGGCGACCCUCCCAAAUCCUCUUCUGCCUCCGGGACCCUCGCCGGCGACCCCCUCAAAGCCUCCUCCUAUGCCGCCGGGACCCUCGCUGGCGACCCCCACGCCAGGCUGGCCCUCUACAUCGCCAUGGCGCACGCUGGCCUGGCCCUCUCCCUCUUCCUCCUCUACGGCCUCUACCGCCUCCUCCACGACUUCAUCCGCCCCCUCCAGUGGGCCAUCCUCUGCUCCAUCCCCCUUCGCCAGCUCCAGGACGCCCUCGUCUCCUUCUGGUCGCCUCCACUCCGCCUCGGCCUCCUCCCUUCCCUCCUCGCCGUUCCCUCCGCCAUCCUCAGCGCCUACGCCGCUACCCUCGCCGACUUCCGCUCCGUCCUCCUCCGCCGCAAGCUCGUCUCCUCCUCCUCCUCCUCCUCCUCCUCUACACUUGGCUUCUCCCGCCUUCUCCGCUGGCUCGUCUCCUUCUGGGUCUUCAUCAUCACCUUCGAGCAGCUCGGCGCCGCCGUCCUCCCCUUCUUCGCCCUUGGAUUCUUCCUCGCCGGUCCCACCGCCUCCAUCGUCCGCAAGGCCAGCUUUGUCAAACCCGGCUCCUCCUCUUCCAAGCUCCGUGGCACUUUCCUUACCGCCGGCAUCCUCAAGCAGCUCAAAACCAUUAUCGCUGUUGGCCUGAUUGUAGGAAUGAUCGUCGGGAUGUUAGCUGGCGGCAUUUUUUUCUCCUACAAGAUCGGCGUGGAGGGUAGGGAUGCUGUGAUGUCGCUCAAAUCCCAUGUUCAGGACAGUAACUAUGCUGAGAGGAUUGGAUUCAAGAAAUGGAUGGAGGACAAUGACAUCACGGGUCUUGUGGAUCGCUACUCGGCUAAGCUCUAUGAUACUGCUUGGGAACAGAUCGAUCAGCUUGCAGCCCAGUAUAAUAUGACUGAUUUCGCUAAUGGGCUUCGGCAUAUGGUAAGCCAGUCGGAAAGUCCUUCUGGAGGGGCUUCAACAUCUCUAGUGAGCUCGCCAGAGAACCCAUAUAUGGUAAAGCUCCAAUCUUUGAGAGUUCUAGUGAAGAAUCGUGAGUGGUCGGAGAUUUACAAGGAAUUGGAUUUGAUUAUUAGGGAAUUGUUGAUUACCAGAGGUGAUUUGGUGGAGAAGGCAAAGGGGAUUGCUUUUCAGGGGAUUGAAAUCUCAAAGCGGGUGCUUUCCAGUAGUACCUCGAUCCUCGGCGGGAGUGCCAGUCUGAUGGGUUCUGUUGCCCUGGCGGUGAUCUCUGGUGCGGCAGAAGUAAUUAAUUUUUUGUCGCAAUUGACAGUCUUCCUCUGGGUUCUGUAUUAUCUCAUCACGUCAGAAUCUGGUGGGGCGACACAGCAGGUUGUGGGCAUGCUCCCCAUUUCAAAAUCCAUGAGGGUUCGAUGUGUUGAGGUUAUCAACCAUGCAAUCAGCAGUGUGCUUUUGGCGACUGUGAAGAUUGCCAUCUUCCAAAGUUGUCUCACAUGGCUGCUGUUCAGGUUCUGGUCGAUGCAUUUCGUGUACAUGUCAACUGCACUUGCAUUCAUUAGUGCCUUGCUGCCAAUACUGCCGACUUGGCUUUCAACGAUCCCUGCAGUGGCUGAGCUGCUCAUGGAGGGGAGGUACAUUUUUGCCAUUGCAUUGACCGUGAUACACCUUGUGCUUAUGGACUAUGGAUAUUCAGUAAUCCAGGAGGAUAUACCCGGGCACAGUGCAUACCUGACAGGGCUUAGCAUCAUUGGUGGCAUGACAUUGUUCCGAAAUGCUUUAGAGGGUGCAAUAAUGGGCCCUCUUCUAAUGACAGUUGUCAUUGCUUUGAAGAAUUUGUAUUCAGAGUUUGUGCUUGCUGAUACAGAAGAAAGCAGUGGAUAGCAUGUCAUAGACAUGCAGAUGGAAAAGAUACAUCCUCGGCCUUUUGCUUUGGUUAGUUGAAGUAUAGCAAAGUCGGCCGCAUCUAUAUAGCAAAGAACAUCAGUUCUGCUGUUGUACCUCUGAGGUAUAUUUAUUUUAUUUUUCAUUAAUUGUCCUCUCUUAGAAGGGGACAAUUAUUCUUUAGGGUGUGGUUUUUGUACCAUAUCAAUCAUUUUCUCUCAGUUGUUUGAUUGAGGGAAAGUUGUAAAUUCGUUGUAGCAUUCUGAUAUAAAAAGGCAUGUAAUCCACGCCAAAACAUGCCAUUGUAUUGCAAAAAAGGUUGCUAAUUUUGAAUGUGUUGGA
Molecule: messenger RNA, 2970 nt
Organism: Elaeis guineensis (African oil palm)
Lineage: Eukaryota; Viridiplantae; Streptophyta; Magnoliopsida; Arecales; Arecaceae
Source: RefSeq, a predicted model, not a curated record